AUGAUUAGUGUCGAAAUUCCUACAAACUCUGAUCUUGAUAUGCACAACAAGCCCAAAGUAGUGAAGGAAGCUGCAAACAAAAUUUGUCUACUCACGUACGAUGAAUACCAUAAAUUUGGAAAAAACCCAUACCCGAAAGAACGAGUUGUGGGUUCUGGGCCAGACCUCGUUGAGCAGUCGGCGCAGUAUUGGAUAGACGAAGCUCAAGCGAGUAUCAAGGCGCGGCAGACGCGACUGCGUGAUGCUAACGGCUCGGCGCGGAACGUGGUGAUGUUCCUGGGAGACGGCAUGUCGGUGCCCACGCUGUCUGCCGCGCGCACCCUGAUGGGGCAACGUGACAACCGUCCCGGCGAGGAGUCGCAACUUGCCUUUGAGGCCUUCCCCACCGUAGGCCUUGCUAAAACCUACUGCGUGAAUGCACAAAUCGCCGAUUCAGCGUGUACAGCGUCAGCGUACCUUUGUGGCGUGAAAGCUAACCGCGGCACCAUCGGCGUGACAGCGGCUGUGCCACGUUUCGACUGCGUUGCCGCAGAAGAAGAUCAUCAUCAGCUGAGUUCUAUCGCUGCGUGGGCAUUGCAGGACGGAAGGGAUGCCGGAAUAGUGACGACUACUCGCGUCACGCACGCGUCGCCCGCGGGGGCUUACGCGCACACGGCGGCGCGUGACUGGGAGAGCGACACGGACGCGCGUGCUGACUGCGGGGUCGGCACCGUGCAGCGUGAUAUCGCACACCAGCUCGUGCACUCGUACCCCGGCCACCAGUUCAAGGCAAGACAGUGA
Messenger RNA from Parnassius apollo (apollo), 780 nucleotides. The record is from the annotation of a GenBank genome assembly. NCBI's taxonomy places the organism in Eukaryota, Metazoa, Arthropoda, Insecta, Lepidoptera, Papilionidae.